Molecule: messenger RNA, 1501 nt
Organism: Suillus bovinus
Lineage: Eukaryota; Fungi; Basidiomycota; Agaricomycetes; Boletales; Suillaceae
Exons: 6
Coding region: 344-1261 (305 amino acids)
Molecular function (GO): oxidoreductase activity
Source: RefSeq, a predicted model, not a curated record
GGCCCCACCAAGACAAACUCAACUCUAGUGGCCUACUUCCUUGUAUUCUAGUCUCGCUUUAACUAAUUGACUAUUCAACCAAUUGGAUCGCACCCGCAUGGUCACUCGUGAAGUUAAUUAUCUCACCAUGUGUUGGCCCUUGGAUGAUCCGACGCGUAAUGUGCAGGUAUGGCUAGUCAAUCGUCCGCGGCCACUUGCAAUUGCGACCGUGCCACGUACAAUAACAUACGUAUAUUUUACAUCACAGCAUUAGUAUAUAGUCGACGCACCCGUUAUAUUCCGGUUCACUCACCCAUCCUCUCCAAUCGAAACUGAGCCUUGGUUUUUCGUUGCCAGUAUCACCAUGUCCUCCCCUGAUAGCUAUACGCUGAAGAACCUCUAUGAUCUCAAUGGCCUGAUCGCACUAGUGACUGGUGGUGGCACAGGCAUCGGCCUUAACAUUGCACGUGGCCUCGCUGCUAAUGGGGCCAAGGUAUAUAUCACCGGCCGAAGAAAGGAUGUUCUUGAUGGAGUAGUUGCGGAAUGGAAUGCAACUAAGCGUGACGACAUGGGUCCUAUGAUCGCGCAAGAGAUGGAUGUCACGAAAAAGGACAGCAUCAAAGCUGGUGUAACAAGAAUAUCCCAAGAAGAGGGAAAGCUACACAUUCUUGUGAACAAUGCUGGCCAAUCCGGUCCUAUCUCUGAUGAAUUGAAUCAGCCAUCGACUACUGCUCAAAAGGAGGCCGGACCAAUUAGUGAAUACCUCUUCAACAAUGAGUCCUUUGAGGAAUGGGGCUCCCUUUUCGCGAUUAACACCUCUUCGAUAUACUUUGUGACUAUCGCGUUUUUGGAUCUGCUCGACAAGGGCUCUAAGGAUAUCGACAAAGAAGGGUUCUCUUCAAGCGUCAUCAAUAUCACGAGUAUCAGCGGGCUCAUAAAGGUCGCCCAGAGACAUUUUUGUUACAACAGCUCAAAAGCUGCUGGAUCUCACCUAACCAGGAUGCUUUCGACAGAAUUUGCUCUUAAAGGAAUCAAUGUUCGAGUGAACGCCAUCGCGCCAGGCGUGUAUGAAAGCGAGAUGACACACGACACAAUUACAGGGCAAGCAGCAACUGAUUCGGUUGGUAUGCCGGUGAUACCUGUACCAGCGAAGAGGCCCGGGACCGGUGCUGAAAUGGCAGGCACUGCCGUUUACCUUGCAUCGCCUGCUGCGGCGUAUAUGAACGGGCAGGAAUUGGUUAUCGAUGGUGGGUACUUGGCUGUGAAUCCUUCAAGAGUGUAGUGUAUGCUGUUGGGAGUUGACGUUUUCCUCAUGAGUUGUUUUUUUGGGGUUGUCAUGUACCAUAAGUGUAGCCUGUGGCAGACGAACAGGCCUAGACGUUUAUUCUUUAGGGUUUUACUCGUUUACAUUUGGAAACUUGUGAAUGCGCACCGGAGUUAACUUUGCUCGUUUUCUCCUCUUGGCUGGACCGUAAAGAAGGAAUACUGUGCCUCUUAUUGAUUUCGAGUUGCAUUGGCUACG